Molecule: messenger RNA, 1929 nt
Organism: Adineta steineri
Lineage: Eukaryota; Metazoa; Rotifera; Eurotatoria; Adinetida; Adinetidae
Source: the annotation of a GenBank genome assembly
AUGGCAGAAGAGUUUCGUGAUGGUUUUCUGGGUGAUGCCGGUUAUGAUAUUUUAAAGAAAUUAAUGAAGAGUAACAAUGAUUUUACUUUUGAUGUAGCAAAAGUUUUACAAGAACGAAGUGAUGCUGAGAUGCUUUAUGCAAGGGCACUUCGAAAAAAUGGUGAAUCAUUAGAAAAACUUGCAAGUCGAACUGUCGGAUCACUAAAAUUGGCAUUAACAACUUUAGCUACACAAGCAGGCAAAGAAAGUGAUGCACGUACUAUUAUUGCUGAUGUAUUAAUAAAAGACAUUUCUAUACCAAUGAAAAAUCGUGCUGAUAAACAACUUAAAGAGAAAAAAACAAUUGAAGACACAUUAAAUGCAAAAUUUAAAGAAUGGAAUACAAAAAAAGAAACGGAUAAUAAAUAUCGUUCACGUCAAUUUGAAAAAUCACAAGAAAUUGAAAGUUUAUAUAAUAAACUGGGUGAAUUACCAAAGGGAACAAAAAAUUUCGCCAAAGACUCAACAAAGGAGAAUAUUUUCUCUACACCAUUGCUUAUGGGUUGUGUCAAACCUGGUGGUAUUUCAACAUCAAUUCAAAAAGCUACAGAAGAAUUAGAAAGAACAGAAAUAAAAUAUCAUACUUCAACAAGAGAUGUUGAAUUGGCACGACAAGCAUGUGAUGCUGAAAUGUGUAGAGGUUGUGAUCAAAUGCAGAAAAUGGAAUUAGAAAGAAUAACUGAAAUGGCUAAUUUUAUUCAAAUUUAUGCAAAUUCAAUACAAUCAUUUAGUGAUACGAUGUAUCAAGUUUCAAGUGAUUUACUUUCCAUUAAAAUUAAUCCAGAAGAUGAUAUUAUUACAGAAGUUCGAUCAUACAGUAAAAAAAAGGCUGAAACAGAGAUAUUACUUUACGAUAUAUACGCAGAAACGAAUCCUAUGAAUGAUGAACGACGAAUAUCAAGUUUUGAGCGUUGGAUAGAUCUGUUAAAAAAUGAUAUUAAAGUACAAAAACAACCAAAUAAUGCCGGUAUAUCUGCUUUAAUCAAGGCUUCUACUAAUAAAAUUGAUGAAGAUGAACUAGAUAUUUCAAGUGAUGGCGCUAUGUGUUCUACCCCAUCUCAUUCCAAAACAGGUACUAUUUAUAUUGUAUUUGCUUUGCCUAUCAAUGUAAACUCUGAUCAUCGUCAUAGUCGAGAUGGUUCAUCAUCUUCAUCAAAUGAUGAUGAUGGUGCUAUGCGUCGUAGUAAACACAAAAAUCGAGACGAGAAAAAAACCGAAGUAUUAUUUCAUAUUUCAGGUGCGGAAAAAGUUGUCAGUGAAGUUUUUCUUGAUCGACGUGGCGCUCGAUUUUUACAAAUUCUUUACGAAGCAAGUUUAUAUAAAAUAGAAACAGCUUAUAGUCAAUUCAAAAAUUUAACUGAACCAUCCUAUGAAUAUUCUAAUUAUAUAACUCGAACUUCUAAUGAUAAAGGAACUCCAACAACAUUUAUUCGUAUUCCAUUUCAACCAUCAACAUAUACACCUCCAUCAGCUCCACCAGCAACAAAAUAUUUUGCUGAAGCUAUGCCAAUGUUUACCGAACAGAUGCCACAACUAAGAUUACAUAGUGUUCAAACACACGAACCACCACCACCACCUAUUGGUUUUAGACAACCUCGAAUGGAACAUACAGGACCAGAUAAUGAACCAGAAGCAUCUGCGCCACUUUAUCCAGAUAUUAUGACGACAUCAGCAGGGCCUCCUCAACAAUAUCAACAUCGACAUCAACAUAAACAUGAACAUCAACUUGUCCGAGCAUUACAUCCAUAUAAAGCACGAGAGAGUGAUGAGUUAAGUUUUGAAAAAGGUGAUAUUAUUUUGUUACUUUGCACUCGAAGGGAUGGUUGGUGUAAAGGACGUAUAGAGGGAAUAACUGGUCUAUUUCCUGCCAAUCAUGUAGAAAAUGUGUAA